This is a messenger RNA of Penicillium paradoxum, 2463 nucleotides long. RefSeq lists its product as uncharacterized. Lineage: Eukaryota; Fungi; Ascomycota; Eurotiomycetes; Eurotiales; Aspergillaceae. The record is from RefSeq and is a predicted model, not a curated record. The transcript is spliced from 3 exons. Bases 1 to 2463 code for a protein of 820 amino acids.
AUGAUCCUGCCAUACGAAGGCGAACGCGAAUCCCAAACGCCCUCCCCACCCCGAAUCGCGUACCUAUCGCAUCUCAACUCCCGCAACCCAUCCGACCCCAAUGCCCCCACCAUGGCGGUGCCCAGCCGACAGAAGAAAAAUUUUUCUCGCCAUGCGUGGACGCACGACGACGUAAAUGUCAGCCGCCGUCUCUCGGAUAUUGGCGAGGAGCUGUCGCCCGCUAGAUCGGAGGGAUUCGACGAUUCGGACACGGGACAAGAACUGGCCAGUUCACCGCUACUGCAUGGGCAGCAUGACGACCAGUCUAGAGACAAUGCUGCGUGGAGUAGCUCCAAUUCCACUAUCAGCGCAGGGAGCAGACGCGCUUCUACUUCGAAGGAAGUGUCGGAGGUGCAGAAUGAACGCAACGAGACUCCUGUUCACCCGGAGGUCGCAAGAGCGCAAGUUACGGCGGUCGUUGGAACUGCAGGGGGUACUUCUGUACCAGCUAGCAGCGCUGUGGCGUCUGCAGCUGCAGAGGGUAAGGGGCCCGGCGAGGAGUUUUCCUCGGCGAUACUGAGUAGUGAGGCGGAACGGAUUCUGGAGAAUGCGAAAAAACGGCUAAACCUCAUGGAAGGCAAUCUCACUCGCGCACGAUCGUCCACACGCACGUCGGCCUCGCCUUCGCCCUCGAACUCUGGCUAUAUUCAGCCGAUCGGCAAGCACCAGCCUGUUGGUGGACUAUAUAGGUCGAUUUCGCGCACAGAUCCUAAGAACUCUUCGCUCCGACGGCAAUCACUCAUCGCGGCGCAAGAUACGACCAAUAAUCGACAUUCUAGAGUUUACUCUGAGACGAGUAUUCCGUCCGAGUCUAGCUUUUCGAAUGAUCCCAAGCGCAUGUCGCGUUCUGUCAGUGCGAUGGGCGCGAGCACUUCGUCCCGCCUUCAUACCGAUGAUCGCUCGUUCCAUUACGCACCUACGAGGGCAUAUUUGACGCAUCGGCCUUCUAUCUCUUCUAAAAAACCCCCGAUACAGGUACAAGACGAGGAGCCACAGGUCCAGAUGCCACAAUCUCCUGUUUUCACCGAGAACAGUUCAUCGGACUCGCCACAUGAUUUAGGAAUUUCCUCGGAAGAGGAUUCCAAGUCUAGCCCGGACGGGUUCAGUCCUGUCUACAGCUCGUACGGCCCCCCUAGCCGUGCACAGUCGCAGUUACAGGUGCGUGAUCUUCAGUACCAGAUGAAGGGACUUCACAUCAAGAUCUCUUCUCUCAAAGUGAAGACUCAGGAGGACAAUCUGCGCCGGCGCAGCCUGCAGAGCUUACGGACACCCAGCCCUUUGACGGCCGCUGACCAAUGGUAUGCGAAUGGACUGGAGCUUAGAGAUGGUCGGAGUAGCGGUGGCUCCAAUCCUCGACAUGACGCUAGCUAUGAGAACCUCCGAGAAGUUUCAGACAGUGCAGAGGUCAAUGAGCGACGCGGGUCUCACCAGGAUCUCGCUGCGAAUACUUCCACCCACGCCGAAAGUUGGCAAGGCAAUGGACCCCCUGGUUAUGAUGAUGACCAGUCUAUUGCCGAGACCAUGUAUGAAGAUGCUGAAGAAGGUGAAUUUGAUGGGGACAUCGAUCGCGAAGCUCUCGAUGAAAUAUUGCGUGAACCCCUCGACGAUGACCUCGAUGAUGGCAUGGAAGCUUUCCCUGAUAUGCCACCGCUCACAGAUGCGACGCCCCACGAGAUGCGCGAGGAUGCGUUUGAUUAUGAGCACUUCAUCUUGCAUAGCGCAUUGGGGAACUAUACUCAACAACUCCGUCGGGUGAGCAACAGCUCGACUGGAUCGGUUGAGACAACCCGGCCCGCACACACGGCGCGACACUCGCGCACCAGCAGCAACAUGUCCGUUUCGACCGUAGCAACAUUCGCGACCGCAACCGAAGGCGAACGCCCCGACGACGAGGAUGACGUUGAUAGCGUGAUGUACUGGGACCGACGGUUCAAUCAUGAGCUGCGACAUGGACAUACCCACGUCCACGCGCAUGGCCACAGCCACUCGCAUUCUCAUACUCAUUCCCACAGCUAUCAACCAAGUCCAAUUCAAGGGGUUGAGAUCGAGGCCAAUCGCUCCGAAACACCCCGUGGACCACGAUACGAGGAAAGUGGCAAUGCUAUCACAUCCUACACGCGCAAUCUUUCACCCCAUAUAAUCAAUGGUCGCUCAUCCUCAGCCACGGCCGGAUCUGCAACCCCGACCGCUCUCGCUUCGUCUUUUGUCUCAACCGUGCGCGCAGCAUCCAGUACCCCCAGCCUCGGCGGAAUCAACGAUGAGGACACACAAAUGCUCGAAGCCCUCUUUGAAAGCCUGGGCACUGUGUGUAUGGAUCUGCAGGCGAUUACGACUUCUCCGGACCCCGAUAUGAAGGCUGCGCGUGUGCUGCGACGUCGUCUGGAUGCCGCACGACGAGUACUGGAGGGAGAGCUUGAUGCUUGA